AGCUGUUGCGCGGACCAAAGAAAAUUUGCCGGGCUCCGCCGCGCACUCGUCGCGCGUGGUGGUGCUGAGGUACGGGAGAGUUGGCGUAUGGCCAAGAUAUUUGCCAGUCGACAAACAAGUCGACUACGGUGGGUGAUCGUCAGUCGAGCUGUGAGGAAUACAAUGGCAAUCAGAGCGGUGCUUCUGCUAUUCUGCGUCGCAUUGGUUCGGCUGGCCUCUACAGUGUACGUCACAAGCCCUCACGACGAUAUUGGCUAUUUCUGGCACGUAACCGACUUCCAUGUGGAUAAGGACUACUCCACACGAGGAAGUCGUGACCUGUCAUGCCACCGCGAUGUCAACCAGACUACCUUGGAUGACAUUGGGGCAUAUGGCGACUUCCUGUGCGAUGCUCCAAAAUUACUGGCUCAGUCAGCGGUUGAGGCUAUGGAACGGAUACAUCCUACAACAGACUUUGUUCUGUGGACAGGAGACAACCUGCCUCACGUGAGUGGCAUCACUUGGGCUGACAUGUUCAAUGAGACACGCUGGAUUGGAGACCUCCUUUGGCGCUGGGCACGGCGGCACCGUUCGUUUGUCGUGCCCACCUUGGGGAACCAUGACUGGGUUCCAGCAAAUGCUAUGGAAUCUAAGAAUGCUACCCUCUAUAGAGGCUUUCUCAACCAUGCUGGUUUCAACCAGUUGCUCCCAGAGGAUGCCUGGGCCACAUUUGAACAGGGUGGCUACUAUAGUCGGCAGCUGUCCAAGGGCAUUCGGCUGGUGUGCCUAAACUCUGUUCUGUGGUACUCUUCGAACAAGGGCGAGCAACCGGGACUCAGUGACCCUCAAAUGGCCUGGCUGCGAGACCAGCUGCAUGAUGCCCAACACCAGGGACAGAAGGUGUUCAUAUCGGGUCACAUUGGUCCGGGCUACUUUAGCCGCUCCCUUGUUGGUCAGCCUGCAUCCAUAGUUUUCUUCGAAGACAUCAAUGACCGGUACCAGGACCUGAUUGCACAGUACAAGGACGUUGUGGCAGGACAGUUCUUUGGCCACCAGCACAUGAAUGCAUUUGUUCUCCUUUCAGACAAAAAUGGUUCACCGGUCAGCUCAAUGCAUUUGGCUGGGUCAGUUACACCCUGGGGCAGCAAGGAUCCAGUGUACCGUAGCCUCUCUGUGCCCACAAAUCCCUGCGUACGACUCUACACGUAUCGCCGCUCAACUGGAGAACUCCUCGACUACAGCGUCUACUACCUGAACCUUGACAAGGCCAAUGCUGCUGCUGCUUCUCAGCAACAGCCCGAGUGGGAGUUCCUCUAUUCGGCAAGCAAGGACUUUGGGCGGCGGGACCUGAGCACCGACUCUAUGGUGGAGCUGGCGCACCAACUCACUGUCUCGCCGGAGCUGUUGUCUCGGUACAUCAACCUCAGCUCGGCACUCAAGGACACGGGCCCAUGCGAUGCUACCUGCCGCAAGACGAUGCUUUGCGCCAUCCUUGGAUCUCGCCGUGAUUCACAUGCUGCCUGCAUUGCCCAGGAAGGCAAAGUGCAUGCCCUUACUGUGCAGAUGGAUGGCCAUGGUGAGGCCACCACAACCGUCCGGGAUGUACUUGUCGGCUUGUCGGUGUCUCUUGUGAUCGUGGUGGGCAUCGUGCUGGUGGUGCGGGCCAAGAGGGCGCGCAUGAUGCAAGGACCACGCUACGGACGCUUCAGGUGAUUUGUGAGCAACACUAGAGUGUUCAGCCUUGUGUUUUGUUGCUACCAAACUUGUUGGAAGCCGUCAAAGUUACACUUGAGACUGCUGCUGGCACAAUGGCACCUGAUCAAGUUUGCUUGUGUGCUGAAGCCGCAAUUUGACCAUUUGAAACAUUCACGACAGACCCAGUGCCAUUCUUGUGCUGGGCCUUGCUGUGUGCUGCACUUUUAUUGGUUAGCGUCUCAUCCUUGGCCCAUUUGUAGUAAACUCCUUUUUCUGAUGAAAUAAUAUAGUGCAUUACAAUGUUAUAGUGCAUUAUAGCGUUACAAAUACUACAUGUAUGUACUGACUAGAGGGAAGUGAACCUUCUAAUACUGUGAUCAAGCAGAGAGUGAUAUGAGUUUGAUUAAUCUUGGCCAACUUGCUUGCCAAUUUUGUAGUGUGAAGGAGCGCACAUAUUCAGUUGUUUGAAGACAAUUUUUAUUGUAAUGCAGUUUUGUCUUCAUGGGGACUUGCUUUUAAAAGAGAUUAGUGGCAUGUAGUAGCAGUGCAGCCCUGCUACAUAGAAAUAAUUUUUUUUUUUUUUAGAUUGACGAGCUUACUUUUUCACUGCAAAAGACUCUUUUCCUCAUUAUAGUGUAAUAACCAGAAAAUGAAGUGUAAAGGUAUAAAGAUUUCGGAGCCAAGGAAGGAACAAGCACCAUAAUUAUGUGCCUCAUGCCAUGGUCUUUCUUUUUUGCUCCAUUCUGUAACUGCUGUAUAUUCUAAUUUGAAGGCUACUCUGUUUUUCUUCAACACAGUUGGAAAUUUCUAGGAUGUAGCCUGUACAUGUAUCAUAUUUGCGUGUACAAAUAGACUUGGGUACAGCUGCAUGCAACAACUUACUUAGCCCUUAUUUAGCUUUAAUCGCUACCUCAGUCAUCAUAGCCAGCAUUGCCCACUGUCUUGGUACACCUGAUAGGCACAUUACUUGACGCAUGCUUAAACAAAAAAAGUAGUUGACCUCCUUGAAGUUUACAUGUGAACUACAGGCCCACGUUGGCAUGACAGUGACAAGAAACAGCCUAGUCAGCGGUAUAAUCAUAGGAUGAAAAAUUAAUGGGCUUUUCAUGCGAAAAAUUCCAGCAGAAUGCUCAAGGCAAUACAAGCCAUGUAGGUCUUAAAGGGGCCCUGAACCACCUUAUGAGAAUAGUGAAGCAAACAGUCCGCGGGUAGCAUACCCUGCUGUGAACAUCUCAGCCAAAUUUUGCAGUCGUGCACGGUGCAUGGAUCUCGCAAGCGGAGCACAAAGUCACCUUUCUCUAAAACGCUCUCUUUUCAACUAAAACCUGCUCCUCACUCUUUUCUGCACGCUUUAUUUAGUAAUAUAGCAGAUUCCCAUGCAUGGCUACUAUUGGCCAAUAGCUGAUAUUAAUCAAGAAGGGUGUUUGUAUCAGUGCGCUUCUUGCUACUGUUACUGCGUAUAUUUAUUGACGCAGUUUAAUAAACAAGCUGAAGUAAGUGAAAAUAUGCUUUCGAAUUUCGACAUUAAUUACUUACUUUCGUUGGAAGCCGAUUAUUGUCUGCUCACGCAUGGCCGCCAUCAUAGGAAUUAAACUUUGGCCACCCUGCUUAUUGGUGUCAUAGCUGUCGGGUCUCACAAAUUUCGUCUAGUUUUGAACGCUCAACUAGCCUCGAACCACAUAAAACUUAGUCACACCAGAUGCACGCUUGCCAGUGUGCGCUCACUCCUGGCCGCUCCUGGCCGCCUUGACAGACUUCACUUCGUAAUGAGCUUCAAUGUGCGCAAGUUGGAGGUGACUACUAUGUGUCGGUCAAGCUGAUGCAGGACAAAGCUGGUCCGCACCACAUAGCACAAUCAGACAGGAGCGUGUGAGGGUGCACUUUAGCCCUGUCGUGCACGAAGCAAACGCUGCAGUUGCAUGUAGCUGUGGUCUGCUACGUAGCGUAGGUACCGCGGCUGCCACGGGGUGCUGCAAUGAGUACACUGGCUGAGUGCACUGCGGCUCACCAAGGUCAGCCAUGUUUGCCGCGUCGUAGGCGCAAAAUCGGAAAUAGUGGCAUCUACGUCAGCAUCCAGAAUCAAAUUUGAUCUGCACACCACGGUGACGUUCAGUAGACGGAGCGUUGUGGGCACACCUCGUUUCGCCAUAGCCUUUGCAGUGCAGAUCAUUCAAGAAGGAGCGGAAGCACUGCGAAUGGUAUGUUUGAUGGCCCAUAACUCCACUUCUGCUGAACGCAUUGAAGAACUUCUUUGCGGCAAAGUAUUUCUGAAAUGGUCUAAAUUAACUUCAAGUGCAUUUCUUGACUUUGAUAUAAAAGCGGUUCAGGACCCCUUUAGACACUGUAGGCCAUACACUUGAAUUGUAGGUAAUUAAAGCUGCAGGUGGCCUGACUGAAGAGUGUUAGCACCUGCACUGGCAACAAAGCAUCAUGAAUUCAGGGCUCACUAAACAGAGAAAGUCGUACACUUUCUGGCACUCUGUAUUGUAAAAGAGGCAGGAUGGCUUCUUGCAUGCUAGCAUGUUGUUCGAAUGCAAGGCGCAUGGGGAGAGUGCAGUGAGACGAAACAUAGGGAGAUGGGACGCAUUACGUGGGAACAUCAGUGCUCUUGAAUCAAUGAACUUCACUCUCUAGAGAUUCAGUGUAAGAAAGACGGACACGACAUGAAACACAAAGGGUUUUUGUCCUGUUAGUCUAGUCUUGUGUGUCCAUGUUUCUUGUGCCGAAUCUUUCAAGAUGAACAUGUUCAAACUAGGCCAGCGAAAAGUCUUACAGAAUGACAUCUCUAACAGGCCAUCAUCUGUAAAGGUAGCAAAGAAACGGAAUUUACAUUUCUAACAUGUUUAGAUUGCUUGUAGCACAGCCCUGCAUAGCAUUGCAGGCUACUGCACAAUCACACCAGCACAGCCACAGCUGCAGCUGAUGUGGUACACUUUUUGAAGGAGACUUGUUGACCUGGUAUGUAAAUUAUUUUGAAAUUACUUCUUAAAACGAAGCUUUCUUUUCAUACCUUCCUGAACGUUUCUGGCCAUGGCUGCUGCUGCUGUAUUGCUGAAUAGACGCAUGCCUCAUAUUGCAUAGAGCAUGCACGUGAGACCGUGUUCCACAAGACAGCAUGGGCGCAUGCUGGUUUCCAUCAGGCCAUACACGUAGGAAUGAAAUUGAAAAAAUAAUAGUCAACAUUGCCUUUGUCUUUUGCCUUGUGCUUCUCUUGGCACACAUCUGUCUCCAUCAUUCUUUCCUCGACAAAUGUCACCUUCGUCCCUGUGACAUUACUGCAUCGACGCCUCACAGUCUCAGUGGCUAUGGUGUUGGGCUGCUGAGCACGAGGUCGCGGGAUCGAAUCCCGGCCACGGCGGCCGCAUUUCGGUGGGGGCGAAAUGCGAAAACACCCGUGUACUUAGAUUUAGGUGCACGUUAAAGAACCCCAGGUGGUCGAAAUUUCCGGAGUCCUCCACUACGGCGUGCCUCAUAAUCAGAAAGUGGUUUUGGCACGUAAAACCCCAUAAUAUAAUUUUUAAUUUUACGCCUCACAAUGUGCAUUUGUAAGAACUGCUGUUUACGUCUCUAUUCAGAUUGUAAACAGUGUAGUGCAUAAACGUGAACUUUGUAGCAUAUUAUAGUUGUGGCCAAUAUGGUGCAUAAGUACAAGCAUUGCACGAGAUAUUGCAUAGAUGACAAUAAAGACUAUUGCAUGCAUCACAUUUAGUUUCAUAGCAUUUCAGCUACUGCUUCAUGAAAGCUUCUAUAGAAGCACUUGAAAUUCCAACAUGCACUGGAACUGCAUGAUUGUUUAUUAAGCAAAUCUAGACCAUACCAAUAUUCCCUUUGUCCUUAUAACUUCAGCCAGAUAACACAAAUGUGCGGGAGAAUAUAAAGACUGUGCAGCACAUAGAGCUGGCGUGCCGACAUACUGCAUCAAUGUUAUCAGCAGCCAGUCUAGUGUUAGGUUGUGUGCUACCGCAUGCCACCUGAUCUUGGAGGCCAUGCAUUCACUACUUUCGCAAGUCUGCAUUCUCCCAUCUGUGCUCAUGACUGCUACGUCCACAAUCGAUGGCUCACCACAGUAAUAAGAACCAAUGUACUGCAGCUGCAGUAAGAAACUACACGUAUUGCGUAAAAGGUAGCGAAAAAAGCUUUGCAUUUUGAUUUGCAGUGCACGCGAUAGGCUUUUGCUUGCUGUAGUCUGCUACAGCUAGCAUGUGAAUCGCCUCCACAGCACGCUGCUAGGGCUGGACCACCUUCUCAUUGCACGCUCCCUAUAGUGCAUGCAUUCAGCUUGUGCAAGCCAAUUUUAUUGGGUAGGGCGAGUGCUGAAAGCCAUUUCUUGUACACACAUUAAUGGCAAGCAGUGCGUUACUUUUUUAUUUGCAGAUUACGUUGCUGGGGUUGUCUGUGAGCAUUACAACAAAGUGAUGUAAGGUCUUGAGUGGUACGAUUAUGUUUGUUCUGAUUGCAUGGUUAAAUGAUCAAUAGCAAUGACUGUGAGAGUUGAAGGUUAUACACAGUUAUGCUGUUAGGAUGUUCAGUCAUGUGCUCAAAGCUUCAACCCUGUUGUCAUCCCAGUGCCUUCUAAACAAGUGUGCUAGUACUGCAAUAUGUCUGUUGUUAGUGUGACAAGACUUGCAUACAUACUUGUAGACUCUGGGAGUAGUUAGCACCUGAACAUUGUUGGUUAGCUGUUCAACACUGAUUUAAGGUGUCCUGUAGCUGGACUUCCAGCUAGAUCUACUGUCCAAGCAGUGAGUGAUUUAUGCUGCCCCUGUGACUCGGGAAUAUCUUAUGCCAUUUGUAUAGUGCAAUUUUUGCAUUUAAUGUCAUUAGUUGGCUGCACAAGAGUAAGAAAUUUAGCUAGUUGGUUUGUAAGUAGUACAGUGAAAAGUGAAGACAGGACAAAAAGAAAAAAGCCGGAAUUCAGUGCAUAUGUGAACACAGCACAUAAACACUGUGCAUGUGUCCUGUCUUGUUUUGUCAUGUGCGCUGUUCACCAUGCUCACCAUGUUUGGCUCCUACAUGAGGUAAUUUGUGCCAUUUGAUGAAAACAAUGAAAACAGUGUUAGCCUCCAUAUGAAUUUGAGAAACUAAUUUCCUCCACUAGUGAUCCGGAAUACUUCAGAGUUGUAUUUUCAAACUACAAAUGGAGAAGAUGAAAUUGUUUUCUUUGUUGGAGUUUGUGCUUAAAGAGUUGUUCUAACUUGUUUACAUUGACAUUGAUUGUGUUACUGAUUUGGAAUGCAUGAGAAUUGAGGCGUUUUGUAGGCUGUAAAUGAAAAAAAAAACUGAUUUGUUUUCUCUGUGAGAGUUUGUAACAAAAUAGUUGUUCUCAUUUCUGUACAUACACAAAUGAGUUGCUGUGACGGCCCUCUAAAGUGAAGAUUUGUCCUGCCAGUUGUCGAAGCUAGUCGCGGGUGGUUUCUGCAUAUGCUGCAAACUUAGCGCAAAAGAUUUUGUUAUUUUAGUUUUUAGAUGAGUUAUCAAGACUAUGAGCAUUCAGAAAAAAUGGUAACUGCUUUUAUGGUUGUAAAUUUAUGAUGAUGGUUUGUGGAAACAAUAAAGUGUACUAGUGUUUAUAUAUCAUA
Messenger RNA from Dermacentor andersoni, 7253 nucleotides. RefSeq names its product acid sphingomyelinase-like phosphodiesterase 3b. NCBI's taxonomy places the organism in Eukaryota, Metazoa, Arthropoda, Arachnida, Ixodida, Ixodidae. The record is from RefSeq and is a predicted model, not a curated record. Gene Ontology annotation, molecular function: phosphoric diester hydrolase activity.